Messenger RNA from Hyaena hyaena (striped hyena), 2371 nucleotides. RefSeq names its product protein kinase C zeta (gene PRKCZ). The transcript has 20 exons. The record is from RefSeq and is a predicted model, not a curated record. Gene Ontology annotation, molecular function: protein binding; protein serine/threonine kinase activity; ATP binding. Gene Ontology annotation, biological process: protein phosphorylation. NCBI's taxonomy places the organism in Eukaryota, Metazoa, Chordata, Mammalia, Carnivora, Hyaenidae. Bases 249 to 2012 code for a protein of 587 amino acids.
CGGGGCCUGACGCCGGGACUCCGCGCGCGCCCCUCGCGCGCCCCCGCGGGCCGUCCCCCCGUCCCGCCCAACCCGCCCCGCAAGUUCCGCGGAGUUGGCCGGACCCGCGCCCCGGGAGCCCCGCGCCGCGCGCGCCUCUUCCGCGUUCCACCGCGGGCCCCACCUGGCGCCCCGGCCGGCCGCUGGGUCCCCGCGCCAUGGCCCGAGCGCCCGGGGCGCGGCGCUGACGGCGGCCGGCGGAGCGCGCCAUGCCCGGCAGGACCGGCCCCAAGAUGGACGGGAGCGGCUGCCGCGUCCGCCUGAAGGCGCACUCCAGCGGGGACAUCCUGAUCACCAGUCUAGACGCAGCGAUGACCUUCGAGGAGCUCUGUGAGGAAGUGAGAGAGAUGUGCAGUCUCCAUCAGGGGCACCCACUCACCCUCAAGUGGGUGGACAAUGAAGGUGACCCCUGCACGGUGUCCUCCCAGAUGGAGCUGGAGGAGGCCUUCCGCCUGGCCUGUCAGCACAGGGACGAAGGGCUCACCAUUCACGUGUUCCCCAGUACCCCCGAGCAGCCAGGCAUGCCGUGUCCCGGAGAAAACAAAUCCAUCUACCGCCGCGGAGCCAGAAGAUGGAGGAAGCUGUACCGCGCCAACGGCCAUCUCUUCCAGGCCAAGCGCUUUAACAGGAGAGCGUACUGUGGCCGGUGCAGCGAGAGGAUAUGGGGCCUCGCGGGGCAGGGCUUCAGGUGCAUCAACUGCAGGCUGCUGGUCCAUAAACGCUGCCACGUGCUCGUCCCGCUGACCUGCAACAGGCAUAUGGAUUCUGUCAUGCCUUCCCAAGAACCCGCAGUAGAUGACAAGGACGACGUGGACCUUCCUCCUGAGAACACCGAUGGAAUUGCUUAUAUUUCUUCAACCCGGAAACAUGACAACAUUAAAGAUGAUUCUGAGGACCUCAAGCCGGUUAUCGACGGGAUGGAUGGAAUCAAAAUAUCUCAGGGGCUCGGCCUGCAGGACUUCGACCUGAUUAGGGUCAUCGGGCGCGGGAGCUACGCCAAAGUGCUCCUGGUGCGGCUGAAGAAGAAUGACCAGAUGUACGCCAUGAAAGUGGUGAAGAAGGAGCUCGUCCACGACGACGAGGUGAGGCCUGAAGAGCAUAACUGGGAGUCAGCGAGUGUGCGUGUGUUUUGUGUGGGGGGAGGGAGCUGCCACCAGGCGAGCUCAAGGCUGUUCCUGGUCAUAGAGUAUGUCAAUGGCGGGGACCUCAUGUUCCACAUGCAGAGACAGAGGAAGCUUCCAGAGGAGCACGCCAGAUUCUACGCCGCUGAGAUCUGUAUUGCGCUCAACUUCUUGCACGAGAGAGGGAUCAUCUACCGGGACCUGAAGCUGGACAACGUCCUUCUCGACGCGGACGGCCACAUCAAGUUAACGGACUACGGCAUGUGCAAGGAAGGCCUGGGCCCUGGCGACACCACCAGCACGUUCUGCGGAACCCCGAACUACAUCGCCCCGGAGAUCCUGCGGGGAGAGGAGUAUGGGUUCAGCGUGGACUGGUGGGCACUGGGCGUCCUGAUGUUUGAAAUGAUGGCCGGGCGCUCCCCCUUUGACAUCAUCACCGACAACCCCGACAUGAACACAGAGGACUACCUUUUUCAAGUAAUCCUGGAGAAGCCCAUCCGGAUCCCCCGAUUCCUCUCGGUGAAAGCCUCCCACGUCUUGAAAGGAUUUUUAAACAAGGACCCCAAAGAGAGGCUCGGCUGCCGGCCACAGACUGGAUUUUCCGAUAUCAAGUCUCACGCGUUCUUCCGCAGCAUCGACUGGGACCUGUUGGAGAAGAAGCAGGCGCUGCCGCCGUUCCAGCCCCAGAUAACCGACGAGUACGGUCUGGACAACUUUGACACCCAGUUCACCAGCGAGCCGGUGCAGCUGACCCCGGAUGACGAGGACGUCAUAAAGAGGAUCGACCAGUCGGAGUUUGAAGGUUUUGAGUACAUCAACCCAUUACUGCUGUCCACCGAGGAGUCCGUGUGAGGCCGUCUUCUGUGUCAUGGACACGUCUGUGAAUGACCCCUUCACUCUAUCCUUAACCACAGCGCAUGCAUGCCAGGCUGGGCGCGGGGCUCCGGGCGCGGCCAGCGAGGGGCCCUCGCCGCCAAGGCCGCGGACAGGGGCGGACGGGUCUCGCGUCUGGGCCCGCACGGCCGGCUUCGUGCUGGAGGAACCUGCUUCUUGUGCCUGCGCCGCGGAGGAGCCGCGGUGACCGUGUCCGAGGGACAAACUGCCCCACGAUUUCGAAGGUGCACACUUUCCACAGAAACAGAACUGACCUGCUCCGCCAGGAGAGUUAGCCUGUAACGUCCUGAGGAAUAAAAUGUGCCCAUGAUGUCGAA